AUGAACAAGGCCAUUCCACCAGAAGCCGACAUCUGCCCUACUCCUGUGGAAGAACCCAGUAGAUGGGAGAAACCACAGCCAGCUACCCGGGAAAUCACGCAAGAAAAAUCCAAGCUCCCAAACCAUGUGACUGUAGCAUCAAAUAACAGCCUCGCCCUCGACACAAUAGACUGGACAGUCCCAGAAGAAGAAGAUCUGCUGAAUAUGGAUGCAUGUUUCAAUUGCCCAGAAGAUCAAUAUCCAAACAAGAAGAGAAAUGGAUGCAUCCACAAAUUUCUAAAAUUUUUGUCCUAUAAAGAACCUUUAGGGAUCACAUUAGCCUCUCUUAGUGUCUUAUGUUCCCUGAUUACUGCUUUGGUAUUGGCUAUUUUUAUCCAGCACAAAGAUACCCCCAUAGUCAUAGCCAACAACCGAGGUCUCACCUACACUCUACUGGUCUCCCUCCUGCUCUGCUUCCUCUCCUCUUUGCUUUUUCUUUGCCAACCUGGGAAAGUGACCUGCCUUCUCCAACAAACUGCUUUUGGCAUCAUCUUCUCCAUUGCUGUUUCUUCUGUGUUGGCAAAGACCAUCAUUGUUUCUCUAGCAUUCAUAGCCACAAAGCCAGGAUCCAAGAUGAAGAAAUGGGUGGGAAAGAAACUGGCUCAUUCCAUUGUCCUUUCAGCUUCCCUCAUUCAAGUUGGUAUCUGUACUCUGUGGCUGAUAUCGUCUCCUCCCUUCCCUGAUCUAGACAUGCAUUCAGUAGCUGAAGAAACCAUUGUGCAAUGUAACAUUGGGUCUGUCACCCUGUUCUAUUGUGUCUUGGGCUACAUGGGCCUCUUGGCCAUCACCAGCUUCAUUGUGGCCUUCCUGGCCCGCAAGUUACCUGACAGUUUUAACGAAGCCCAGUUCAUCACCUUCAGUAUGUUAGCAUUUUGCAGUGUUUGGAUCUCUUUUGUUCCGACUUACCUGAGCACAAGAGGGAAACACAUGGUGGCUGUGGAGAUCUUCUCCAUCUUGGCCUCCAGUGCUGGGUUACUGGGUUGCAUCUUUUCUCCGAAAUGCUAUAUCAUUGUGCUGAGGCCUGAUCUUAACAGCAGGGAUCAAUUAAUACGGAGAAAGGAUUAA
This is a messenger RNA of Zootoca vivipara (common lizard), 1104 nucleotides long. The record is from RefSeq and is a predicted model, not a curated record. NCBI's taxonomy places the organism in Eukaryota, Metazoa, Chordata, Lepidosauria, Squamata, Lacertidae.